Messenger RNA from Malus domestica (apple), 526 nucleotides. NCBI's taxonomy places the organism in Eukaryota, Viridiplantae, Streptophyta, Magnoliopsida, Rosales, Rosaceae. The record is from RefSeq and is a predicted model, not a curated record.
AUUUGCUCUCAAACUUUGCUUUUGGACUGUCUGACCAUGUGGUUCCUUCAAUGGCGCGCGAUUCUUCCUCAUGUGUCAGCAAUCGUUGUCGCCCUGCUGGCAAGAUUUCUCCACAUGACGCUAGCGUUCCAGUUGGGACUUGUAUGUGUGGCUCUGGCCAUUACCACCGAUUGGUCACAAUCACAGUCACAGUCACGAACGAUGGAAAGGGAAGAGGACAUGCCAACACCGAUAGACAAUCCAACACCGGAAAUAAAGAAGCGGCAACCAAAAAAUAACAAGGGCAGUAAGAAGAAGAAGUGCAUAAUGGGGAGAGAAAUAUCAAAACUGGAGAAAAUAAAGGAGGCCGAUAGAACAAACACGGAUCCAUAAUGACAAGGCUGAGAGAAAUUGUUUGCAUCAGAAUGACGGGAGGACAAAUUAUAUGAAUUUUUACGUAAAAAAAUGUAUAUGUGAAAAUAUCGAGCUAAAUUGUAUUAUGUUAUUAGUUUUACUCAUUAUUACAAUUACAUUGUUGUUUCAUUCA